AUGUUGUGGUACCAGAUCUUCCGCGACGGUCCUGAGUACGAGAAGCGCAUCGCGCAAGGUACCUUCACCCCACCCAACUUCACGUCAAAACAGCUCUACGACGCAAUUCCGCCCCAUCUCUUCCGCCGCUCGACAACGCGGAGCACGAUCUACAUCCUCCGCCACCUCGCCGUCACCGCGCUAUUCUACUGUCUCGCGACCAGGAUCGACCUGCUCGUCAACCUGCUGACGGCGAACGUGCAUGCUGCACGAGUCUUGCGAGCGAUUCUGUGGCUCGCCUACUGGGGGUGGCAAGGCCUCGCGUUCACGGGCAUAUGGGUGCUUGGACAUGAGGCCGGCCAUGACUCCUUCUCGUCCUAUCCCUGGUUCAACACCGUUGUCGGCAUGGUGCUCCACACGUUCGUGUUGACGCCCUUCCACGCUUGGCGGGCGACGCAUCGGUCGCAUCAUAAACAUACCAACAGCAUGGAGAACGACGAGACCUACCACCCACAAACGCGCGCUGAUCUCAGGCUCCCCGACGGGCGCGUCGCUGUCAAGAUGGACUACGCCGAAGUACUCGAAGACACGCCCGCCUUCACCCUCUUCAAGUUGUUUGUGCGCCAGUUCUUCGGCUUCCAAUUAUAUCUCUUGCAUAACCGCAAGGGAAACCCAAAAUACCCUGCUGGCACUAGCCAUUACCGCCCCUCCUCCCUCCUCUUCAAGUCCACCGACUGGACAUCCAUCGUGAUCUCCAACGUCGCCAUCGGCACCAUGCUCUGCCUGAUCGGCGCGUACGCCUACCUCUGUGGAUGGAAGGCGUGCCUUACGCACUACUUUAUGCCGUGGUUGUUUGCCCAUAAUUGGCUCGUCAUGAUCACGUAUCUCCAGCACAGCGAUCCGACGAUUCCAUAUUAUCGUAAGGAUCAAUGGACCUUCGUCCGCGGCGCGCUCGCCACCGUCGACCGCCCCAUCUUCGGCUGGGCGGGGCGCUUCUUCCUGCAUAACAUUAGCAGCGACCACGUCGCGCACCACUUCUUUUCGAGUAUUCCUUUUUACAACCUGCCCGCCGCGACGGAGGCCAUCAAGCCCGUCCUUGGCGAGUAUUAUAAUUAUGACUCGACGGGCGUCCUAAAGGCCCUCUGGCGUUCCUUCACCCAAUGUGGCUUCGUCGAGGACGACGGCGCGGUGCUGUUCUUCAGAAACGCAUAUGGCGACGCUGUUCUGGAUGCCGAUACGACCGACAUAUAA
Molecule: messenger RNA, 1230 nt
Organism: Schizophyllum commune H4-8
Lineage: Eukaryota; Fungi; Basidiomycota; Agaricomycetes; Agaricales; Schizophyllaceae
Exons: 10
Coding region: 1-1230 (409 amino acids)
Biological process (GO): lipid metabolic process
Molecular function (GO): oxidoreductase activity
Source: RefSeq, a predicted model, not a curated record